Molecule: messenger RNA, 516 nt
Organism: Laetiporus sulphureus 93-53
Lineage: Eukaryota; Fungi; Basidiomycota; Agaricomycetes; Polyporales; Laetiporaceae
Exons: 3
Coding region: 1-516 (171 amino acids)
Source: RefSeq, a predicted model, not a curated record
AUGGACAACUCGAACUGGUCCGACAACAACUCUUCCUCCACCGACCCUGCAGGCUGCGCCAACCAGGGAACGGGCGGCGGGUCGAACUCUCAGUCGUUCAAUCAGGGACAGGGACAGGGCAUGGGCGGCGCGUAUGACAACAUGCAGUCGAGCCAGCAGACGGACAAUCAGGGACAGGGACAGGGCAUGGGCGGCGCAUAUGACAGCAUGCAGUCGAACCAGCAGACGGACAUGGGAGGCGGACAGGGCGCGAUGGGUUCAGGCGUCGCGGGGGGAUACGAGAACAACUCGUCCCAGCAGAGCACGAACCAGGCACAGAGCGGACAGAACCAGGCACAGAGCGGACAGAGCCAGGCACAGAGCGGAGAAAAGCAGGACUGGCUCGACAAGGGCAUCGCGUUCAUUGGGAAGAAGGCGGGCAUGAACGUCAGCAACACUCAGGCAGACACUGCUGGUGACUUCGCCAACAAGCAGUUCAACAAGCGUUCCGGUCGCAACAUCCCUGGAGUGCAGUAG